Messenger RNA from Prunus dulcis (almond), 905 nucleotides. RefSeq names its product thioredoxin O2, mitochondrial-like. The record is from RefSeq and is a predicted model, not a curated record. The transcript has 7 exons. Bases 114 to 701 code for a protein of 195 amino acids. NCBI's taxonomy places the organism in Eukaryota, Viridiplantae, Streptophyta, Magnoliopsida, Rosales, Rosaceae.
AUUGUGAUGGCUCAUAGCCCAUCUACCUCUUAUUGAUCUUUUAUGUUCUUUGAAGACCAGUUUUGAUUCUCUGUCUUAAACCCCCACGCAAAGUAACGAAGCGAGACACAAAAAUGGCGAGGAAUUCUGGGGUUCUAGCGCGACAAUUGCUUGGCAAUCGCAACAAGCUCUGCGCAGCUCUUCUCAAUCAUCACCACAAGCUUCCUUCUAAUUCUUUCCAAACUCUAGCUUCAAUCUCGACCACCCCAUCUUCUUCACACACAACCCCUUCCAAUUCCAAACCCUUCUCCAAGUCCGUUCAUCACUUCUCGAACCCUCAUUUUCUGCAACACCGACCCCUCUCCUCACCCUCAGGGCCCUCAAAAAUUGUCCCCAUUAGGUCAGAGAAUGAAUAUGAUAGCGCAGUUAACAUAGUUCAAGAUAAAGCUUUGCCAGCACUCUUCUACUUCACUGCAGUCUGGUGCGGGCCUUGCAGGUUCAUAUCUCCAGUCAUUGGAGAGUUGAGUGAGCAAUACCCACAUGUGACAACAUAUAAGAUUGACAUUGACGAGGAAGGCCUUGCAAACACUCUGGGCCAGCUGAAUAUUUCCUCUGUGCCAACAUUCCAAUUCUUUCAAGAUGGGAAGAAGGUAGCUGAAAUUAUUGGUGCUGAUGUUGCACGCCUGAGGGACACUUUUGGAAAACUCUACAAGCAGGAAUGAUUGAGGAUGAUUCAUCCGAGACCGGAAUAAAAGAGGAUGAUUAAUCCAGAUACACUUGUAUAAAGAGAUUCUAAGAUUCUAUUUAUGCGAACAAGAUGAUUGUAAAACUUUCUUUUCUACUAUUAACAGUUUAACUUCUUCGAUAAGUCUGGUUUUUGAAGCUCUUAUCAAAUUUUCACCAGUUUUAUGAUAAUUAGUUAAUAA